Messenger RNA from Eriocheir sinensis (Chinese mitten crab), 796 nucleotides. RefSeq lists its product as uncharacterized. Lineage: Eukaryota; Metazoa; Arthropoda; Malacostraca; Decapoda; Varunidae. Gene Ontology annotation, biological process: mitotic cell cycle. Bases 25 to 669 code for a protein of 214 amino acids. The record is from RefSeq and is a predicted model, not a curated record. Gene Ontology annotation, cellular component: chromosome, centromeric region; nucleus. The transcript is spliced from 5 exons.
CACCUCCCCGCCAGAUCUUCGAAAAUGUCCGCCCAGGUUCCCGACGAGGAGUACGAAGCUCAGGUUUUGGGGUUCUCUCCCUCCGUGUUCAUCGAGGCGGUGGAGGAGGCGAUGGCACAACGGCUCAAGGAGGCGCUGGACCAGGUGGAGGAACAGUUUUCACAGUUGGACCCGGAGGUGUUGCCCGAGGAGGAGCGGCGCGAGGGCAUGGCCAAGCUAAGGGCCGAAACAGACAAGAACUUCGCCAAGGUUAUGCAGAAGACGAAGACGAGGCUCCACGACACGUUAAGAGUUCCCCCUCAUGUGCUCCACCCGGCUGACGUGGAGCAAGCCAACCCAGUGACGGCGGAGGAGGUGGAGGUGCUUAAGCUGGAACUGGAAGGCCUCAGACAGGAGCUUCUCAAUGAGCGAUACAUGAAAGCUCGAUGCGAGACACAACUCAAGCACCUUCGGAGGGCCUCAGAGGAGCAGCAGAAGGUCCUGGAAGGCCCCCUGAGCCCUGCCGUUAUGCACAAGCUGGAGGACACCAAGGAGAGAUUGUGCCUGAUCCGAGACAACCAAGACGACCUCCUCAAGGCCUUGGAGGAGGUCCGGGAAGUCACCAAGAGCCUCCCUGACAACUCAAGCCCGACCCCUGCAAUGCUACUGGCCAAGGAGAGCUUUCAGUAGUAGAGAAGCAGGAACCGGUGCUACAGGUUUUAACUCAGAUGGUGCCAAUACCCUCCUCUAUGAAGCUGAAAGCUGCCUUAGCUAACACGCUCUUCCUGCAUUUUAAAUAUAUAUAUAUAUAUAUAUA